Molecule: messenger RNA, 2949 nt
Organism: Boeremia exigua
Lineage: Eukaryota; Fungi; Ascomycota; Dothideomycetes; Pleosporales; Didymellaceae
Product: major facilitator superfamily domain-containing protein
Exons: 8
Coding region: 1-2949 (982 amino acids)
Biological process (GO): pyrimidine nucleotide-sugar transmembrane transport
Cellular component (GO): Golgi membrane
Molecular function (GO): pyrimidine nucleotide-sugar transmembrane transporter activity
Source: RefSeq, a predicted model, not a curated record
AUGUCUGCCAGUCAGGAUCCAGAACUCGCAAAGAAUGACCUGAAGAUCACCAACUCAGCUUCCUCCGGGGAGGCAGCACCUGUUCCCAUCGAAGGCGAAACACAUCACCUGCCUACAUACGAGCAUGAGAAGGCGCUGACAUGGAAGUUCGACCUCCGUAUACUACCCAUGCUAGCUGUCAUGUACUUGUUCAAUGCGCUCGACAAAGGUAACCUGGGAAAUGCGAAGACUGAUGGCAUGGAUAAGGACCUUGGGUUCACGGGCAACCAGUACAACACCAUGUUGUCGAUAUUCUAUGUGCCGUACGUGAUCUUCGCUCCACCUGUUGGAAUGUUGGGCAAGAAGUACGGGCCCCAUCGCGUUCUACCGAUCAUGAUGUUCUGCUUCGGCAGUGCAACACUUCUCGCAGCAUCAGCGCAGAACUGGAGUGGUAUGAUGGCUUUAAGAUGGUUCCUCGGUAUGGCAGAGAGCGCUUUCUUCCCAUUGGUCAUCUACUAUCUCACCACUUUCUACCGACGAGGCGAGCUUGCGCGCCGUCUGGCUCUGUUCUAUGCUGCGUCCAACAUCGCCAACGCGUUCUCCGGGCUAUUGGCGUUCGGUGUGUUCCAGAUAGAGUCAAAUCUGGAUAGCUGGAGAUAUCUGUUCAUCAUCGAGGGAAGCCUGACAGUCUGCUUCUCAUUCUUCGCGUUCUGGUACCUCCCGGCGUCGGCUUCUAAGGCCAACUUUCUCACUGAAGCUGAGAAGCAACUCGCUUUCCAGCGCAUCCAGAUCGAUUCUUCCUCCGUCGUGAACGAGGAGUUCAACCUCAAGCACGCUCUCGGUAUCUUCAAGAACCCAUCGACGUAUGGUUUCCUCAUUAUCGAGAUCUGCCUCGGCGUACCGCUUCAAUCUGUCUCGCUCUUCCUGCCCCAGAUCGUCGGGCGUCUGGGAUACGACAAGAUCAAGACCAACUUGUACACAGUUGCGCCCAACAUCGUCGGUGCAUGUGUGCUGCUCAUCCUGGCCUUUGCAUCUGAUCAUGUGCGCCUGAGGUUCCCGUUCAUCGCGCUCGGCUUUCUACUCACGUUCAUUGGCUUUGUUAUCUACGCAACCAUCGACGUCGCAUCUAGCAUCACCGUCGCCUACUUCGCAUGCUUCAUGAUGACAUGGGGAACAUCUGCUCCGUCCGUCCUGCUGUCAACCUGGUACAACAACAAUGUAGCAGACGAGAAUCAGCGCGUUACGCUCACGUCGAUUGGUGUGCCACUCGCAAACCUCAUGGGUGUUGUUAGCAGCAACAUCUUCAGAGAGCAGGAUAAGCCAAAAUACAUCCCGGCGCUGGCCACCACAGCGGCGUUUGGGGCUACGGGGUGUGUGUGUGCGUUGUUGUUGGGAUCAUAUAUGAUAUGGGAUAAUGCGCGGAGAAACAGGCUGCAAGGUGUGAAUCUGACUGCGAGGGACGUGAGUACACAGAAGUUGAAGGACGGGCCGAAGAGUCCAGACUUCAGAACUUGCUUGUGGAUGCCACAGUCAGAACUAAGUGACCCGGGCUUGUAUUCGUUCCAAACCUCAAGCUGCGACAUGAUCAGCCUCACGGGACCUGGCGGACUCCAGUCACACAUCACGGGGACAUCGCUUUCGGGCUGCCUGUUCCACGUACUCUCGACCUCUGCUCGACACCCUCACUCCUCUUUCAUCAGAGCUCAAGGCAGCUCACCCGCACGCGUCAUGGCGGUCAAAGGCAUGGUGCCCAUUCUCGUGGGCAUGAUGCUGUUGACAGGCUGCUGCAACACGCUCCUCACCAAAUAUCAAGACAUGCAAUGCGUGCGCAACUGCGACUCCCCAAACCCUAAAUACCGCGAGCACUUCGAACAGCCCGUGCUCCAGACGCUCCAGAUGUUUGUUGGCGAAAUGGGCUGCUGGCUCGUCAUCGGCUUGUUCUCGCUCUGGCAGCGUUACGUCGUUACACGCGCCGGUUACGAGACGAUCCCCGAGAACGAUGGUAUUGCGACGCCAGCGAGCGACGAGAGCGAGACUAGGGAUAUCGCGAACCCGCUUAAGCCUGCGCACCCAGACGAUGAGGGGAGAAUUCCACUCAAGGGCAAAAGCAUUUUCUUGCUUGCGCUGCCGGCGUGCUGCGACAUCGCAGGCACGACGCUGAUGAAUGUGGGACUGCUGUUUGUUGCAGCGAGUAUCUACCAGAUGACUAGGGGAGCUCUAGUGCUGUUUGUUGGUCUAUUCAGCGUCUGGUUCCUGAAGAGGCAUUUGGGGCUGUACAAGUGGUUCAGCUUGUUUGUCGUCGUAUUUGGUGUCGCGAUCGUCGGAUUGGCGGGUGUCGUUACCAAAGACGACAAGGCGACGCCGGGACACAAGUCUGCUCACUCUGAUAUGGCGGCUAUGGAUGUCGCACCGCCGAUGUCACAGGCUCUCCUGACGAUUAUCGGCGUGCUGCUUAUUGCCGGCGCACAGAUCUUCACGGCCACGCAAUUCGUCCUCGAGGAGCGGAUCAUGGAGAAGUAUGCCAUGGAACCUAUCAAGGUCGUGGGCUGGGAGGGCAUCUUCGGAUUCUCCGUUACCAUGAUCAUAAUGAUUGUUCUGCACUUCGCUGUGGGCACUGGAUACUUUAACGCAAAGGACGGCCUGUACCAGAUGACGCACUACAAGGGCAUCGCCAUCUCCUCCCUCAUGAUCAUGGUCAGCAUUGGUGGCUUCAACUUCUUCGGUCUGUCCGUGACACGCACAGUCUCUGCUACAUCGCGCUCCACCAUCGACACAUGCCGCACACUCUUCAUCUGGAUCGUCUCGCUCGGCCUCGGCUGGGAGACGUUCAAGUGGCUGCAGGUCUUGGGCUUUGCUUUCUUAGUAUACGGUACCUGCGUUUACAACGAUAUUGUGAGACCGCCGUUCAAGUCUUGGGUGAUGAAGAAGCCGGAGCCUCUGUUGCCCGAGGAUCCGAUCGAGCAUCACUGA